ACAGAGGGCGGUGUGCAAAAAACAAACAAAAUUAAUAAAUCUUCGAAAGAGAAUGUGUGAAUGACUGGAUACCAACUAAAAACCGUGUGUUGCAUUAUAUUAGGUGAAUUCUUGCAAGAUGCGAAAUGUUUGUUCCACGUUCACUAAAAGUUGCAAAUCGGAAAAAGAAAAUUUUAAGAAAAUCAGUCCAUUCUGACAAAGAGAGACCAAACAGUCAAAACAAUUGUGAUGGACCAAACACUAGAGCUAAAUAUAGUACAGGCCAGUUCAACCUAACACACGACGAGACCUCUGAAGCCGUUAAUGGGGAGCAUAAAAUUCAAGAAAUCAACAUCCGACAUGAUUUAAAUAAGAACUUUCCCGAAGAGGAAACUGCAACAAAACCAGAGUCUAUGAAUAAUAGGGAAGGAGGUGAAUCCCAUAUUGAAUGUACAGAGGAGUUGAAAACUGUAGAAUGCAAGCCUUUGAUUAAGUCAUAUUGCAAACAGCAGAGGUUACCUGUGCCAGGUGAACCUUCAUGCAUUGUUUGUGGUCGCUAUGGAGAAUACAUCUGUGACCAAACUGAUGCAGAUGUUUGUAGUCUGGAAUGUAAAGCAAGAAACUUAGCAAGGAAAAAACAAUCAAUCGAAGAGGCUAUAAGCUUACAGCCUUCUCAUGAGGAGCCAGGUCCUUCAGAGGGCUACCCAGAUGAGUAUGCAGAGGAGUCCGGUGUUUUAGAGGACCGACUAGAUGAGUAUGUGGACCAAGAUUUGCUGGAUGUUGGGCCAUCACGUUGUACAGCUGGCUACUCAUAUCGAGAGCAUUCUACUUUGACAAAUUUAACAAAUGAACAAGUUUAUGAAUUAAGAAAUGAGGUCUCUAUUUUUGUUGAAGGACUCAAUGUUCCCAAACCAAUAACUGAUUUUUCUCAAUUAGGCUUGCCUAAAACAAUGGCAUUUAAUCUGAAGACAUCUGGAUACAAGAUUCCAACGCCAGUACAGAUGCAGGUUAUACCUGCUGCUCUGCUAAAACAUGACCUAAUGGUGUGUGCACAAACAAGCUCAGGAAAAACUGCUUCGUUUCUCAUUCCUGCAACUCUUCAUAUUUACAAUGAAGUCCAUGAGAAAGAGCAGAAACGUUUCCCAGUUGUUAUCAUCCUAACUCCGACAAGAGAGCUUGCUAUGCAGAUUGAAAAACAGGCAAAAGAAAUUAUGAAAGGAUUACAAAACAUGAAGACUUGCCUACUUGUUGGGGGCUUACCACUACCACCACAGAUCCAUCGACUCAAGCAAGGAAUCCAGCUUGUUAUUGCUACCCCAGGUCGAUUGUUGGAAAUUAUGAACAAGAAAGGAAUAUGCUUAGACCAUAUUGAACUAUUGGUCAUUGAUGAGGUAGACUCCAUGCUCCAGAUGGGAUUUCAAGAUCAGGUCAUUAGUAUUAUGAAGGAACUGCCUGAUGAUCACCAGACCACGCUGUUCUCGGCAACAAUUCCCAAAUCCAUUGAGAUGUUUGCAUCUUCCUUGUUACACAAUGCUACAUACAUCUCCAUUGGAACUCCCAGCACUCCUAGCAGCUCAGUGAAGCAUACCGUUCUGUGGGUUGAAGAUCCAUCAAAGAAAAAGAAAUUAUUCACCAUUUUACAGGAUCCCAAACACUACAAGCCACCUCUGGUUGUCUUUGUGGAUUCAAAACUAGGCUGUGAAAUGCUUGCUCAGACAAUAAGAAAGAUAUGUGGAUAUAAAGUGGCAACAUUACACGGCGACAAAUCUCAGGUUGAACGGUCACAAACUCUUAAAUUGUUCUUGGAAACGUCACUUCCUAUCAUGGUGUGCACCAGUGUACUAGGUAGAGGAAUUGACCUAGUGGGGGUCAAACUGGUCAUCAACUUUGACAUGCCAAACACGGUUGAGGAAUACAUUCAUCAGAUUGGUAGAACGGGACGACUUGGAGGCCAAGGAACAGCAAUCACCUUCAUCAAUAAUGCAAGCAAACAUCUGUUUUUUGAGUUUGUCAUGGUGCUACAGCCAUUGAGUGUACAACUUCCAGCACAACUUUGUAACUCGCCGCACUUUCACCUUCAAAAGGAGAAGCACGAAAGACACAAAUCAAAGAAGACGAUCUUUUCACGCAAACGAAAACAGCAGAGGGAAGGGGUGAAGGACUUGCUUCAUAAACGAAAAUGGAAAGUUAAAUUUUAAGAAGAGUGUGAUGAACUUUGUGCCAAGUCAAAUUAUGCAUCUAUUCAAUGCUCUGUAGUGAAAUUCCAAAAUAUCAGUGCCAAAUAAAAGUAUAUAUCUGGGUGCUAGCGAAAACUACAUUUUCCAGCUUUUCAUAACAGCUGAGAAGUAUACUAUUUUCUUACCUCAUUUUUAUUAAUGAGCAAAAUAUCAAAUUUUUAGUUUUUUUAUUAUUAAGGAAGCUCUUAUUAGAUUAUCUUUAAUGCUGCAAUAUCUUUACAAUCUUGAUGUACAAUAUGUACUGUAUCUAUUCUCUUCAUUAUUUAUCAGCGAAUAUAAAAAAUUAUAUAUAUUUUUUUUAAGGCAGUCAUUCAUUCACAUGAGGCUAAACUUAAUGUUCAUGGUCAUGUCUAUUCAAUUUAUACAUUUGUAUAAUGUAGGCCUAUCAAUGCUAUAGUGGAACUGUAAAGUGAAACUCAAUUCCAAAUAAACAUUUGCUGCUCUAUGAA
This is a messenger RNA of Anneissia japonica, 2665 nucleotides long. RefSeq names its product probable ATP-dependent RNA helicase DDX59. Lineage: Eukaryota; Metazoa; Echinodermata; Crinoidea; Comatulida; Comatulidae. Bases 126 to 2177 code for a protein of 683 amino acids. Gene Ontology annotation, molecular function: ATP binding; RNA binding; RNA helicase activity. The transcript is spliced from 15 exons. The record is from RefSeq and is a predicted model, not a curated record.